Morus notabilis is the source of this 804-nucleotide messenger RNA. RefSeq names its product putative GEM-like protein 8. The record is from RefSeq and is a predicted model, not a curated record. The transcript has 4 exons. NCBI's taxonomy places the organism in Eukaryota, Viridiplantae, Streptophyta, Magnoliopsida, Rosales, Moraceae. The coding region runs from base 63 to 752 and encodes 229 amino acids.
UCUCACAUUGAAUAACAUUCUUAUACAGUGCUAGAAUCAAUUUCCUUUUCAUCUUAGAGAAUAUGAAAACAUUACUUCAGGGACAAGUUAUUGGAAUUCCAGUAAGCUCUACAGCUUAUCCACAUAAUAAGAGGUCUUCAAGGGUACUCCUAACUGAUACUACCACACAAUUCCACACAGAUCACCAAAUUUCUGAAGAUGGAUCCUCAGCUCUGAAAAGAAGUAGAGUAGAUUUGGUGCGGAAUAGAAUAAACAAGCUUGGGAAGAAAGCUCACAGCUUUGCACAUGGAAUCAAAGAGCAUGUGAGACUGGGACCUAAGAUCACUGAAACUGUGAAAGGGAAGCUGAGCUUGGGAGCUCGGAUUCUACAAGUUGGUGGAUUGGAGAAAAUAUUUAAACAAAUUUUUGGUGCCACAGAAGAGGAGAAACUAUUAAAAGCUUCUCAAUGCUAUUUGUCAACCACAGCUGGUCCUAUGGCCGGCCUUCUCUUCAUCUCCCCGGAGAAGAUAGCCUUUCGCAGCCAAAAAACGAUCAAGUUUUCUUCCCCAAAGGGAGAAAUAAUUAGAGCCAGUUAUAAGGUUGUGAUCCCAUUAAGCAAGAUAAAGAGAGUUAACCAAAGUGUGAAUGUAAAGAAACCAUCGGAGAAGUACAUAGAAAUUGUUACUGUUGAUAACUUUGACUUCUGGUUUAUGGGCUUCUUGAACUACAACGAAAGUUACAAGUAUCUUAAACAGGCAGUUUCUCAAGCUUAGAGAAAGUAUCUUGUAUUGUGUUUGUAAAUGGAUUAAGCUGGUAAGAGCUCAU